GUCUAUAAUUUGAUAGCUAUUUACUUGACAGUCUUCGUAAUUGUCAAAUAAUAUCUGUCAUCUUCACUAAUAAACUAUUCACUACUAUUCUUGGGAUCAAACGAUUCCAGUUAGAUAUAUUAAAAAGCAAAAAGAAAUUUUAACCAAAUGUCUGAUCCUGAAUUAGAGAAAAUAAGACAGCAACGAUUAGCUCAGCUACAAGCUCAACAUGGGGGUGGAGAUCCCAAUCAAGCCAAGGCUCAGGAGGAAAGAAUGCAAGCAAUGGAAGAAGCAAAACAUUCAAUUCUUGCUCAAGUCUUGAGCCAGGAUGCCAGAGCUAGAUUAAACACAAUCAAGUUAAGCAAACCAGAGAAAGGUGCAAUGGUGGAAAAUAUGAUCUGUAGAAUAGCUCAAACGGGUCAAGUGAACACAAAGAUAUCUGAGAAGGAACUGAUCCAGUUGUUAGAAUCAUUGAAUCAACAGAUGCCUAAAUCGACGAGCACUGUUAAAUUUGAUAGAAGAAGAGCUGCACUUGAUUCUGAUGAUGAUGAUUUGUAGUAUUUAUUUACUAUGCAAAUAAUUAAACUUUUAUGAUAGUAUGUACGGAUAUAAUAUGACCAACUGAUGUUAAUAAUGAGUGGAUUUUGAUUAUGUCUGUCACUCCUUAAUAAAAAUGAAUAGUGUUUGUUAUAUUUUAAAAGUAAAAAAUUUUUUUUUCAGAAAUGUUUUCACUGCAGCAGAGAAAAAGUAAGCUUAACAUCUUUAACAAUAAAACUUGUUUCAAGUAUUUUAA
Messenger RNA from Melitaea cinxia (Glanville fritillary), 772 nucleotides. RefSeq names its product programmed cell death protein 5 (gene PDCD-5). NCBI's taxonomy places the organism in Eukaryota, Metazoa, Arthropoda, Insecta, Lepidoptera, Nymphalidae. The record is from RefSeq and is a predicted model, not a curated record. The coding region runs from base 148 to 537 and encodes 129 amino acids. The transcript is spliced from 3 exons. Gene Ontology annotation, molecular function: DNA binding. Gene Ontology annotation, cellular component: nucleus; cytosol.